AUGUGGAUAAUUCCCAUUCUGGCCAUUGGCCUCCUGCUACUAAGAUGUAUCUACCGCCUCUACCUGCACCCUCUUUCUAAGAUCCCAGGCCCAAAGCUGGCGGCCGUCACGCGGCUCCCAGAAUUCUACUACGAUGUCGUCCGAGGCGGGAAAUAUCUAUGGCAGGUUGAGAAAAUGCACAAGAAAUACGGCCCGGUCGUCCGCAUCAACCCGAACCAGGUCCACGUUAACGAGCCCUCUUUUUACAGCGAGAUUUGCGCAUCAGGAGGUCGCAAGCGUGACAAGAGUUUGACCUCCGUGGGCGGAUUUGGUCUCUCCGAGGCUCUUCCCAGCAUCAUCGACCAUGACCAUCACAGCCGACGCCGGAAACAGCUCAAUCCAGCCUUCUCUAAGAAAGCCAUCGUCGAAAUCCUCCCGCUCGUGCAGCAGAAAGUUGGCCUCGUCGCAGAGCAUGUCGAGGCAGCCUACCACGGCGAGAACGACGGCGUUGUGGACUUGGACGCCGAGUUCACCGGCUUGGCGGCAGACACGGUGACGCAGUAUACCUUUGGCAAAGACCUGGGGUUCCUGAAGGAUACUAAGUUCAGCAAUGUCAUCACGUCUUCGAUGCGCGAGAUGACGGACCAGUUCCACCUCAAUCGCUUCUUUCCCUGGCUUCCUGGCUUCAUCCAACGACUUCCGUCCUUCUUCAUCUGCUGGUUGCGGCCCAAUCUUGCGGGGAUCAACGACCUGCAGGAUCGGUUGCAUCAAGUGUCAGAGACGAAGGUCGGUGGGGUCCGAACGGUGAUUGAUAUUCUAAAUGAUCCUUCGCUACCGGCCGAGGCUCGAGCGCCUGAGUUCAUUAGGGAUAAUGUCAACCUCAUUCUUGGGGCGGCGUCAGACCCCACUAGUGGGACUUUGCUGGUCGGUCUGUACCAUCUCGUGCAGAGGCCGCCGCUGUGGCUUCAGUUGCGCGACGAGCUCCGCGGCGUGAUGCCCUCUCCGACGAGUCCUGCUCCGUGGCUGGAAUUGGAACAGCUCCCCCUCUUGAAAGCGGUGGUGAAUGAAAUGCUGCGGCUCUCGCCUGGGACGAUUCGUAUCGCUCGUGUGCCUGUCUCGGAGACCCUAGUGAGCCAUGGUCACGUCAUUCCCCCGGGGUCUAUAGUCAGCUCCAGCGCACGCCUGAUUCACAUGCACCCGGAUCCGUUCCCAGAUCCUGAAUCAUUCAACCCACAUCGAUGGCUUGAAGCCUCUCCCGAACAAUUGAUUAAAAUGUCACAGGCAUUGGUUCCCUUCUCGAGAGGCAACCGAAACUGCAUUGGCCACUAUCUGGCCACGGCCCAAAUCUACAUGCUCCUUUCUACUAUCAUCCGUCGAUUUGAUCUCGAGCUCCACAAUACUAGCCCGAAGGAUGUGGAAUUUGCGCGCGAUUGUGUCGUUGCACGGCCUGAGAAAGGACAUUGGAGUGUUAAGGCUCGUGUUGUCGGCAUUGCCACGCAUUGA
Aspergillus campestris IBT 28561 is the source of this 1482-nucleotide messenger RNA. RefSeq names its product cytochrome P450. Lineage: Eukaryota; Fungi; Ascomycota; Eurotiomycetes; Eurotiales; Aspergillaceae. The transcript is spliced from 5 exons. Gene Ontology annotation, molecular function: oxidoreductase activity, acting on paired donors, with incorporation or reduction of molecular oxygen; heme binding; iron ion binding. Bases 1 to 1482 code for a protein of 493 amino acids. The record is from RefSeq and is a predicted model, not a curated record.